UCCAUAGACAAAGCAGCCCUGAGGGCUGCUGGUUGCCCAUUUUUAUGGUUAUUGCUUGAUGAUAUGCUAAAUGGGUGGAUUAUUGAUGCCUCCCCUUUUAAGACCAUAUAGGGUAACUUCCUGACACUGCCAUGGCAUUCGUAAACUGCCAUGGCGCUGAUGGGAGUGUAGUAGUGAGGACUACCAGAGGUCUCUUUCAUGGCCAUCUUGGUUUCGGUGGGAUUUAGCCGGCUUCUUUACUGCAAUCUGUUUUAUCAACAAGGUUUUUAUGACGUGUAUCUUGUGCUCACCUCCUAUCUCAUCCUGUGACUUAGAAUGCCUUAACGGUCUGGGAAUGAAUGCAGCCCAGUAGGUUUCAACCUCAUUUUACUCAGCUCCUAUUUAAGAUGGAGUUGCUCUGGUUCACAUACCUCUGACAGUUCCCUUAGAGGCAAAAUCUUUUUAAUAAAAAGAAUAAAUAAAUACUGUAAAGUGCUUUAGAAUAAUGUUUGGCACAUGUUAACCACCACAUAUGUUUUUGCUGUUAUUAUCUGAAAAAAAAUCCAGGUAAGAUUCCUAAUUUAGCAAGUCACUAAUGGAACUUGUAAUAAUUCUUAAACAACAUUACUUUAAAAAAUUACGUAAAAAGCAUGUAAGCCUUUGGAAACAAACUUGUUUCCUUAUGAUAUUACUUAACUUCUGGUGCCUUGAUGCAUUUGAGCACGUUUAUUUUGAAGGCAUCACCUUCAUAUAAUCAGUUCAACUUUAGUCAUUAAUGAUCAACUCUACUGUGCUGUAGAUGGAAUAGUAGGCCUGGGGGAGUUUAGAGGAAAAGACAAUGGGGGAAUGGGAGUUCAAAUAAUUAUAAAUAACCAGUAAUAAAGUAAAUUAACAAAACCAUAAAAAUUAAACUCCACAGAGUAGUACUUGAACUUGAUGCGUUUACAGAUAGGUAAAACUAUACUGCUUUUAAAAUGUGUGUUGGCUCCAAAGUAUCCUCACCAUCACAAAGUGUAUUCAGUGAACAAUGUUCAGUCCUGAAAUUUGGAAGUUAGGGGGGCAACUUCUGCCUGAAAUAAGACAAAAGUAAAAAUCCGCCACAGUGCAAGCAGAAGAGUCAGGUUUUCUACCCACCAGGCCCUAAUAUCCUCCGAGCGCUUUAACGCUUUCGCUCAAGAAGGCGCCGGCUGCUGCGAUGGACAUGGGCGUCCGGCUCCGGCACGUGCCGCGGGUCUUUCCGGCCCUGGUGAGGGAGCUGGCGGACUCGCGCCAACCUUCGCGGGAGAGCGCCACGAAAGGCAGAUGGUUCCCUCACUUUCAGCACCUCCCUGCCGCGCUCUCCGGGUCCAGGCCGCUAGCCGGAUUGAAGCCGCUCCGCGCGUCGGGCCCCGUGCCCUGGCCCUCCCGGGUGUCGUCCGGUCCUGCCUCUGCGGGGCCCGAGCCCGCCCACGGCGCCAGCUGGCCAAGGUGUCCCAGCUGCUCCUUGGCGCCCCCUGGCCCAGCUCCGGCGCCCGAGGUUUCCGGUGAGCUGCAGUAGCCGGUUAUGACGACUCCCUCCUCUGCAACAGCCGCAGUCUCCUCCGCCUCCUCCUCGAUAGUCACGGCUGCCGCGGCUCCAGGCCUGUGGAAAUCGAAUCAAGGGUUUCUGGAGUGGAGUCAGUCCAGCUGCUUUGAGCUGAAGGAAAAGUAGCCUGGCCACCAAAGCGUCCCUGUGCUGGAGGAGUGCAGCCACCCAUCCCCGCGGGCCUUGCAGGAGGACCGACACCAGGAAGGCUUUGUGCCAGGCCCGGCAGCCACCCCCACCCGCCUUAUGCAAGUGGGUACAUGCCGUCGCCAGAAGCCAGCUUUCUGAUCUGCGUCUUUAGAUUUUUUCCAUCGCCUGAGCCUUACUUCUCAACUGAUCGGUGAGUUUAGUGAUGGCCAGAGCUCACUGGAGGACAGUGGACUUGGAUAACAAGGGUCAGGGCUUGGUCAUAACAAUGACUUUAUUACCGGGAAGGACAAUUCAAAAAAUAGGAAGGCCUGGGAACCCUCAGGCUCGCCACUCUAGGUUUUAGAGACCUGAAACAUCACAGAAGCUUCUGAGUGGUUCUGAGGAUUCAAGAGGUUUGCAGGUUGCUAUGUUAAUGUUGUUUGUCUUUGGAGUCUUACUUCAUGAAGUCCCACUGAGUGAUCAGAAUGAAGCUCCUCCUAACACUCACAGCAUUCCAGGCGAACCUCUGUAUAACUAUGCCAGUAUCCACUUGCCAGAGGAGCACAUUCCCUUCUUUUUGCACAACAAUAGGCAUAUUGCCACUGUCUGUAAGAAAGACUCUCUUUGUCCAUAUAAGAAACACCUAGAAAAGCUAAAGUACUGCUGGGGUUAUGAGAAAUCCUGUAAACCAGAGUUCAGGUUUGGUUACCCAGUUUGCAGCUAUGUUGACAUGGGAUGGACGGACACUCUUGAGUCAGCUGAGGACAUAUUCUGGAAACAGGCUGACUUUGGAUAUGCCAGAGAGAGGCUGGAGGAGAUGCAUGUGCUCUGUCAGCCUAAGGAAACGAGUGACUCAAGUCUGAUGUGUUCCCGUUAUCUUCAGUACUGCAGAGCAACCAAUCUCUACCUUGAUUUAAGAAACAUCAAGAGAAAUCAUGACAGAUUUAAGGAGGACUUUUUCCAGAGUGGUGAAAUUGGAGGGCACUGUCAACUUGACAUCCGUACAUUGAUGUCUGAAGGUCAGCGCAAAAGCCCUCUGCAGUCAUGGUUUGCUGAGCUACAAAGCUAUACUCAGCUCAACUUCACACCUAUAGAAGAUGCUAAAUGUGACAUUGUCAUUGAAAAACCAACAUAUUUCAUGAAAUUAGAUGCAGGUGUUAACAUGUAUCAUCACUUCUGUGAUUUCAUCAAUCUUUAUCUUACUCAGCACGUUAAUAACUCAUUCAGUACUGACGUGUACAUCGUGAUGUGGGACACUAAGUGUCUUUCACCUCCCGCCAUGGUUCUGAGGCCUCCCCAGCCAUGUGGAACUAGUUCUUACGGAUAUGGUGACCUAUUCUCCGACACAUGGAAUGCAUUUACUGAUUAUGACAUUAUACAUUUGAAAACUUAUGAUUCCAAAAGGGUAUGUUUUAAAGAAGCUGUUUUUUCAUUACUCCCCCGCAUGAGGUAUGGGCUGUUCUAUAAUACUCCUCUGAUAUCUGGCUGUCAAAAUACUGGACUAUUCAGGGCAUUUUCCCAGCAUGUGCUACACAGACUAAACAUCACACAAGAAGGACCCAAGGAUGGAAAAAUUCGAGUCACCAUUCUUGCACGGAGCACAGAAUACCGGAAAAUCUUAAACCAAAAUGAGCUUGUAAAUGCACUGAAAACAGUACCUACAUUUGAAGUCCAGAUUGUUGAUUACAAGUAUAGAGAACUUGGGUUUUUGGAUCAACUGAGGAUCACACACAACACGGACAUAUUUAUUGGAAUGCAUGGAGCUGGUCUGACCCAUUUACUUUUCCUUCCAGACUGGGCUGCUGUAUUUGAAUUGUACAACUGUGAAGAUGAACGCUGUUACUUAGACUUGGCCAGGCUGAGAGGCAUUCACUACAUCACUUGGCAAAGGCAGAACAAAGUCUUUCCUCAGGAUAAGGGCCACCAUCCAACCCUGGGGGAGCACCCGAAGUUCACCAACUACUCUUUCGAUGUAGAAGAAUUUAUGUAUCUUGUCCUUCAGGCUGCAGACCACGUAUUGCAACACCCAAAGUGGCCAUUUAAGAAGAAACGUGAUGAGCUAUAAAUACGUUGAGUCUGUUUGCAAAAAGAGAGUGUUUAAACACUCCAACACCCAGACUUAGAAUUAAAUCAGUAAAGCAAUCUGUUAUUUCCUAUCCCCGAAUUACCUUUUCUAUGCCAAAACAUACCUUCAGGAUAUUGUUAUGUGUUUUGUAGACGUUAAGUGUUUCAUAUGGUUUUUGUGUCAUUGCUAUUUAUCAAUAGCAAUAAUUUUGCACUGAAAUCUUUUUAUAGUUCAAAAAUUGAGCAUGGACUCCCUGGUACACUUUACCUUUCUUUCUUUUUUUUUUUCUGAAACAGAAAAAAAAAAUCCUAAUAGAUAUAUAUAACCUAAUAGAUUUUUCUAAGCCCAAAUUUCAUGAAGCUGACUUUAUAACAUUAAA
Messenger RNA from Cercocebus atys (sooty mangabey), 4116 nucleotides. RefSeq names its product EGF domain-specific O-linked N-acetylglucosamine (GlcNAc) transferase (gene EOGT). The coding region runs from base 2100 to 3737 and encodes 545 amino acids. The record is from RefSeq and is a predicted model, not a curated record. Gene Ontology annotation, cellular component: endoplasmic reticulum lumen. NCBI's taxonomy places the organism in Eukaryota, Metazoa, Chordata, Mammalia, Primates, Cercopithecidae. The transcript has 19 exons. Gene Ontology annotation, molecular function: protein N-acetylglucosaminyltransferase activity.